CUUAAGACCAGACAACUUCUUAAGAAAACGGAAGAAGGCAAGUGAUCUCAAGCAAGUGUGAAUGGAAAGGUGCACCACAUCCGCUGAAUCAUUAUGGCACCAAAGCCCAUCAUUCAAGCAAUCAUCGACUUCUCGGCUGGAGCAGUAGGCGGCACGGCCUGCGUGCUCAGCGGGCAGCCGUUCGACACCGCCAAGGUGAAGAUGCAGACGUUCCCCUCCAUGUACCGGGGCUUCGUGCACUGCUUCGUGUGCACCUGCAGACAGGUGGGGCUGCGCGGCCUCUACAAGGGCACCAGCCCGGCCCUCAUCGCCAACAUCAGCGAGAACGCCGUGCUCUUCCUCAGCUACGGCUUCUGCCAAAACGUGGUCCGCUACGUGAUCGGGAUGGACAGAGGCGCCGCUCUCAGCGAUUUUCAGAAGGCCUGCGCGGGGUCAGUAGCCUCCAUUUUCUCCUCCAUGGCAUUAUGCCCCACCGAGCUGGUGAAAUGCCGGCUACAGGCCAUGCAUGAAAUGGAGGCAUCUGGCAAGAUCGCAAGCGGACAGAAAAGCACCGUGUGGACGGUCGUAAAGACGGUGCUUAAGACGAACGGCCCCCUGGGCUUCUACCAAGGCUUGACCUCCACCAUCGUGAGGGAGAUUCCAGGCUACUUCUGCUUCUUUGGAGGCUACGAGCUCAGCCGCUCUACGUUUGCCCAGCACAUGGGCACAGACAAGGAUGGAAUAGGUGUUCUUCCUCUCAUGUUCAGCGGCGGGUUUGGGGGAGCCUGUCUGUGGCUGGUGGUCUACCCCAUAGAUUGUGUCAAAUCCAGGAUCCAGGUGUAUUCUUUGGCCGGGAGGCAAGAGGGUUUCAUCAAGACCUUCAUGAGCAUUAUACGCAGUGAGGGAGUCAGCGCUCUGUACUCCGGCCUAACUCCCACCAUGAUACGGACUUUCCCCGCCAACGGAGCUCUGUUCCUGGCUUAUGAGCUGAGCCGCAAGAUGAUGAUGGAGAAGUUUGAUGCUUGAUGGGGAGUAGCUCCUGUUGCAUCAACUUGAAACACAGCCUUUUUUUCUCCUAUCUGCUGUUUGGGAGGUUAAUUAACUUAAAAUUUUGUUGUCAUUUUAAACUCAGGUUAUCCCAAAGAUGGUGCUUUUUCAAUAUGUCUGUCAGACGCACACAUUUUUCUGUGCUGUGCUGGACACAGUCAUUUGAAAUGGGUAUUUCUAUGUUAAGAUUCUGGGUAUACAUUUUUAUUACCUGUAAUAUUUGUGUUUGGCAUCACAAGGCUGUACUUUGCGAUGUCUUGAAAUUCACGGUUCCACAUUGAUUGGUCGUGGGUCCAAACCGUGAACGAUCCCGGCCCGGUUUGAUAUCUGGUGCUGGUCCGGUCAUAACCGGGCUGUGUGAGCAGGCCGCUUUGACGUAACUAAGCAACACUGUUGCACCAGAACCCGUGAAGCAGAGCCGCUCGGGCCCCAGAUGUGGUGGAAACACAGUCUGGAAACAUCCUGGGCUCAGCACCACAUGGCCCUUCACAGCACAGGCCUGAAAGUGGAAAUGAAUUAUUUAGAUAUCGUCUGGGGUUUGAUUACUGUAGUAUUGUGAUGUGAUGUAUGUCUUAUCUUUGUCUGGUUUUAAA
Messenger RNA from Myripristis murdjan (pinecone soldierfish), 1619 nucleotides. RefSeq names its product solute carrier family 25 member 15a (gene slc25a15a). Lineage: Eukaryota; Metazoa; Chordata; Actinopteri; Holocentriformes; Holocentridae. The record is from RefSeq and is a predicted model, not a curated record. The transcript is spliced from 7 exons. Gene Ontology annotation, cellular component: mitochondrion. Gene Ontology annotation, biological process: mitochondrial L-ornithine transmembrane transport. The coding region runs from base 94 to 1005 and encodes 303 amino acids. Gene Ontology annotation, molecular function: L-ornithine transmembrane transporter activity.